GUGAUAGUUCAGUGGUUCUGUUGGGGGACGGUCAGCUGUUUUUGCGCAAUAUCAAUCUGACAGGAAGAAAUGGCUUCAGGACCUUGUGCGCUUAUUACGAGCUGCGAUCCGGGCUUUGUGGAGGAGGCGCUCGUUAAGCAAAUCAUUGCUGGUGAUGGUCCUUUAGGACCCUCCUCCCAGACUGGAGAAGUCAGAUGGUAUCCCUGGACGAUAAACAACAAAUAUUACAUGGCAGACAUCCACCUGUGCGCCGUACCCAACAGAUUCCUCGUCACAUCUGAGAUCGCUGAGGGCGUGCAAGCAUUCAUUGUGUAUUUCGACAGCAACACAAAAUCUGGCCUGGACAGUGUGUCGUUAUGGCUUCCCUUGGCAGAAGACUGGUCCCCUGAGGUGCUGAUCCUGGUCUGUGAUCGCGUGUCAGAGAAUGGUGUGAACAGACAGACAGCCCAGGAGUGGUGUAUCGCACAUGGCUUUGAACUGGUGGAGCUCAACCCAGAAGAGGUCCCCGACGAAGGCGAUGACUUUCCAGAGUCCACAGGGAUAAAGAGGAUUGUUCAAGCCCUGAACGCAAACGUGUGGUCCAACAUGGAGAUGAAAGAUGAAAGAAACCAGGGCUUUGGCCUCAUGAGCAGCCUGGUGGGGUCACGUCACAGCAACGGAGCUGCGCACAGCCACGAGCCACAUUCACACAGGUCUGCAGAUAGUGGCACUGAAACUAGUUCAGAGGACAGCAGGAGAAAUGCUGCUCCAGAUCCUGACACUCAGAUCGACACGCUUGUAGAUCCCAUGCUGGAUAUGGAUAUCCAGGAACUGGCCAGUCUAACCACAGGGGAUGCAGACGUGGAGAACUUUGAAAGAUUGUUUUCUAAGUUAAAAGAAAUGAAAGAUAAGGCAGUAACACUACCUCAUGAUCAAAGAAAGCUGCAUGCUGAAAAGGUCGCCAAGGCAUUUUGGAUGGCGAUUGGUGGAGACGAAGAUGAAAUUGAGGGACUGUCAGAAGAUGACAAUUAAAUAGCUGCUGUGUAUCUCCAAACUGAGAUUUCAUUGUGGAACAUCUCCAACUCCAGCACUUAUUUACCACCACAAAUGCCCUGAUAUAAAAGUAAAGAACGAGUUUCAUUUCAGUGUCGGACUCACCUGGUUCAAACUAACCAAAGCAGACCAGUCUGAAAGCGUUCACCUGGCCCCUCUUCUCAAUCAUUCCUGUGGUUCAAUUUUGUAUUUUAAAAUGUAGAAACAGUUGAAUAAACAUUUAAAACUACUGUAAUGAAAUCAUUGGAUUAUUUGUGGGACUGGAGAAUGAAACUAAAUAAAUUAAACAUUUACACAGACCAAAGAAGAGGGAACCCUUCAUGAGAGAAAUGGUGGAGAAGUUUGACUCUUAACUGCUGCAGGAAGUUUAAUCAAGAACGACUGUCCUCCCGGGAAUGAAGUAACAAAACACAUUGAAGAUGAGCAAAAAUCUAAUUUAUGACAAUAUGAUGAAAUGUAGAUCGCAAAACAUGACUGCAGUGAAUAGUUUUGGUGUUCCUGUAAAAGAAAUGUUGCUGUUUGUUUGCCUGCUGUGUGUGGAUCAACAUUUGAAGCUGAGAGCUGGGGAAAGUGAAACUGCAUGGGGAUUGGAUAACAGUCAACCAAUGAGAUUUAAUUUAUUUUUUUAGCUGCAUGGUUAUUGGUUGAAACCACCUAUGUUUGCUUGUUGUGUACAACGCUUCACACUUUUUGAUGCGAGUGCCCCAGCCUCUUUGUACUUGUAUUGAGAUAAUCAGGCAAGAACAGAGGAAGAAUUGUUCACAUUUUAGUACACUACCUGAUCUUCAACGCAUUGUAUAUGGAGGACUGCCAUAUCUGCUUGCACUGUUAGAGGGAGCGCUUUCAAACCUUUCAUGCACAACAAGAGAGAACACACAAAUACACGGUAGAAGAAAACUUUCUGUGUGGUCCAAGGGUGGAGUAAAACUUUGUUAAGUUAAUGUGUUGGUGAAAAGUUUCACUUGCUUUCUGAAACCCAUCGCCUCAUAACAACCUAUUGUAGGAAGCGUGACUUUGUGAAAAUAUGAAGGUUAACUUUUUAUUGUUGAGAUAUAUAUAUAUAUAUAUAUAUAUAUAUAUAUGUAUAUAUAUGUGUGUGUGUGUGUGUGUGUGUGUGCGUGCGUUGCAGGUUAAUUUGACAGUUGCUGCCCAGGUGUAUCUUCCGUACGGCACGUCAUGACUAGAAGCACGUUGCAUUUUAAUUAGAUUAUUAUAUUAAAAUGAAACAUGUGUAACUAAAUUGAUUAUAACCCCACGCUGUUGUCUCAUUAAAAGGAUUGCCUACAGUUUGCUG
Polyodon spathula (Mississippi paddlefish) is the source of this 2326-nucleotide messenger RNA. Its product is annotated as alpha- and gamma-adaptin-binding protein p34-like. The record is from RefSeq and is a predicted model, not a curated record. NCBI's taxonomy places the organism in Eukaryota, Metazoa, Chordata, Actinopteri, Acipenseriformes, Polyodontidae. The transcript is spliced from 10 exons. The coding region runs from base 70 to 1011 and encodes 313 amino acids.